GCUGUUCGCUGGCGCGGGAUAAACACGCCACGCGCUUCAGCUGUUUACAGUGUCCGGAAGACUCCACCGAUCUCUCAAAAUCACAAAUAUAUACCUGUAAUAUUAUCAAUGGACACGUGAAUCAAAUGGAGCAGUCUUUCAUUUCAGAUAAACAGUGUGUUUGUUGAGCAUCAGGUGAGUCAUGAAGCCCCUCAGAGAUGCUGAACUCGGGGCCUCCACCUUCUUCGCUUCUCCUCUUCCUCAUGAUGUGUGUGGCAGCAAUGGACUUCCUCUCACCCCAAACUCCAUCAAGAUCCUGGGACGCUUCCAGAUCCUCAAGACCAUCACCCAUCCCAGACUGUGCCAAUAUGUGGACAUCACCAGAGGGAAGCAUGAACGGCUGGUUAUUGUUGCUGAGCACUAUGAAAAAAGCCUAAAAGAUCUUCUGAAGCAGGGGAAACCAGUCAGUCCAGAGAUGGUGCUUCACGUUGCCUAUGAAGUGCUAGAAGGUUUGGAGUUCAUGAAUGAACAUGGGAUGGUUCACCGCGCCUUGUCUCCCAACAAUGUUCUCUUGGAUCGUGAGGGUAAAGUGAAGUUGGCCAAAUUUGGCCUGUAUCAUAUGACCGACCACGGAGCAGAUGUUGACUUCCCUAUUGGGUAUCCAUCUUACCUGCCUCCAGAGGUUAUUGCUCAAGGCUGUCUGUAUUCCAGCGACCCCUCGAUCAUUGAGGCCCCGCUUCCUUCAGGGCCCAAAACAGACGUUUGGUCUCUCGGGGUGCUUCUGUUUGAACUCUGUGUGGGAAGGCAGAUUCUGCAGAACAUUGAUAUUAGUGAGAGAAUGAAAUUCAUCAUCACCUUAGGAUGCAUGGACGACAUAAUCACUGUUCUUGCUGAGGAACACGGGUGCUUGGAUACUGUUAAGGAUCUGCCUGAAAAUGUGCAGGCUUUAUUGAGGAAAUGCCUGACGUUUCUCCCUUCAAAAAGAGCCACCCCAGCCGAGCUUCUGGGAGACUCUGUGUUUGAGAGCAUGUCCUGUCAGUACACACCCUACCAGUGCCCCGUGCGUCUGUUCGCUGCCGCCCCGCGCUGUGCUCAUCUGGAGCUUCCUGAGGACAUCAGCGAACUCUGCAAAGAUGAUGGAGAGAACUACCUGGUAGAGAGAGGCAUAGAUGAGGUGUAUCACCUGUGGUGUCUGGCAGGAGGAGACCUAGAGAAAGAGCUGACCAAUCAAGAGAUCAUCCAGUCAAAACCUCCCGCCUGCACCCUUCCCAAGUUCAUUUUAGAGGACGGCGAGUCUUUUGGUCAAGGCCGGGACAGAAGUUUCCUACUGGAUGACACAACUGUGACACUUUCUCUUUAUCAGCUCAAAAAUAGGCUGAAGGAUGUUGCUGGAGAGACGUUCUAUCCGUUAUUGGAAGAUGAGCAGUCCAGCCUGCCUCAGUCUAACGGCAGUAAUGAACUGUCUGCCACCAUCACACUGCCCCUCAUUAUCCGGGAGAGAGAUACCGAGUACCAGCUCACCCGCAUUGUCCUCUUCGACAGGCUGCUCAAGGCGUACCCCUACAAGAAGAACCAGGUGUGGAGGGAGGCGAGGGUUGAUAUUCCUCCUCUUCUGAGGGGUCUGGCCUGGGCAGCCUUACUAGGAGUGGAGGGGGAUAUCCAAUCGAAAUAUGACGGCAUCGAUAAGGACACGCCCAUCCCCACUGAUAGACAGAUUGAAGUGGACAUCCCUCGCUGUCACCAGUACGAUGAGCUGUUGUCGUCACCUCAGGGUCACGUCAAGUUUCGGCGGGUGCUCAAGGCCUGGGUGGUGUCUCAUCCUGAUCUGGUGUACUGGCAAGGCUUGGAUUCGCUUUGCGCUCCUUUCCUGUAUCUAAACUUCAACAACGAAGCUCUUGCAUAUGCAUGCAUGUCAGCCUUCAUCCCCAAAUAUCUGUACAAUUUCUUCCUGAAGGACAACUCGCAUGUAAUACAAGAAUAUCUGACGGUCUUCUCGCAGAUGAUUGCGUUCCACGACCCUGAGCUCGGCAACCACCUGAACGAGAUCGGAUUCAUACCUGAUCUCUACGCGAUCCCGUGGUUCCUUACAAUGUUCACACAUGUGUUCCCCCUGCACAAGAUCUUCCACCUGUGGGACACCCUGCUUUUGGGAAACUCCUCUUUCCCUUUUUGCAUCGGUGUAGCUAUUCUGCAGCAGCUGAGAGACCGUCUGCUGGCCAACGGCUUCAACGAAUGCAUACUGCUCUUCUCAGACCUGCCCGAGAUCGACAUUGAACGCUGUGUCCGGGAAUCCAUCAACCUUUUCUGCUGGUCUCCUAAAAGUGCCACUUACCGUCAGCAUGCCCAGCCAAACAAAACUGCCAGUGACAACAACGGCUUCGGGAAAACACCUUCCUUUUACUCUUCGGAAUAUCAGGACCUGACCAAAACAGACCUGAGCCGCGAGCCACUAAAGCUGAGCGAGCUGAAAGCAGAAGUGUCUCCGCGUAUCUCUGUGGAAGACCUCAUUGACCUGUGUGAGCUGAGUGGACCGGCUUGCUUUAAAACUCCUGCCAAGAGGGCCAGGACUGGGAAACCCAAGAUCCUGGCAGUGGACAUCCGAAGCCUUGAAGACUUCAGUCGCGGUCACAUCCCAGGUAGCAUUAACAUUCCCUACACCUCCACGUUUGGGCCGGAGGGAGAACUGCUCCAGUGUCCCGCCACCAGCACCCUGGCCGGAUACAGAUUCCGUGUCAUCGUGAUCCUCAGCAACAUCAUGAAGAAUGCUACCACGUUUGCUGCUCACCUGGUGAAAGUAAAUUUCCCUCGGGUUUGUGUCUUGGAUGGUGGCAUGAACAAGAUGAAGUCCACAGGCCUGUUAACUGUCCCAUCUCCGCAGAUAUAACAGUGUGUGCUUUGAUAAAGGGAAACUGUUUGAAUGUCAUUUACAUGGUGCAAGACGUGAAUACAUUUCUCAGAUAAAACAUUUUUCUUCGAAACCACGUCAACAGGUCCUGAAAGGCAUUAUGCAUGUCAGCACUGAAAAGUUUGAACUUGAAAAAUGCACACAGCUGUUUGAGCUUCUGGGACCAAACCAAUCAACACGAAUAAAGUUGUUGUUUUU
Messenger RNA from Rhinichthys klamathensis goyatoka, 3082 nucleotides. It is a transcript of the gene tbck, whose product is annotated as TBC1 domain containing kinase. The record is from RefSeq and is a predicted model, not a curated record. Bases 182 to 2863 code for a protein of 893 amino acids. Lineage: Eukaryota; Metazoa; Chordata; Actinopteri; Cypriniformes; Leuciscidae. The transcript has 26 exons. Gene Ontology annotation, molecular function: protein kinase activity; ATP binding. Gene Ontology annotation, biological process: protein phosphorylation.